Messenger RNA from Talaromyces stipitatus ATCC 10500, 1748 nucleotides. RefSeq names its product efflux pump antibiotic resistance protein, putative. The record is from RefSeq and is a predicted model, not a curated record. Bases 99 to 1664 code for a protein of 521 amino acids. NCBI's taxonomy places the organism in Eukaryota, Fungi, Ascomycota, Eurotiomycetes, Eurotiales, Trichocomaceae. Gene Ontology annotation, molecular function: transmembrane transporter activity. Gene Ontology annotation, biological process: transmembrane transport. The transcript is spliced from 3 exons.
AUGACUAUUCAUAUGAAUCUCAUACGAUUGCGACCACGACAACGGAAGGGCUUCCAGUCGAGCACAUCUUAUCCAGUUUGCAGGCCUAACAAGAGCAGAUGGCGAUCCCGGAACAAAUAAUUGAGCCUCUUGACAUUCAACCCGCCCCUUACACAGAACCCAAAUAUCCAACAGGCUCUAAGUUUUGGUGCACCGUCCUUGCAUUAUGUAUGGUUAUGAUUCUAGGAGGUUUAGACGCCAAUAUAGUCGCUACGGCUGUGCCGAGCAUCACCAACCACUUCCACACUGUUGCUGAUGUGGGAUGGUACUCAUCCGCAUUUCGACUCUGUACCUGCGCAUUUCAAUUCGGGUUUGCGAAGCUGUAUAAACAUUUCUCCAUCAAAAUCAUCUUCUUGUUAAGCAAUUUCAUUUCCCUCGUUGGCUCCUUACUCUGUGCCACAGCUACUUCGUCGACUAUGUUCAUUGUAGGGAGAGCGGUUACGGGUCUGGGGUUCUCAGGGGGUUUGGCUGGGUGUUUUGCCGUCGUAACGCAUAUCCUACCCCUCAACAAGAGGCCGGUGUUUGCGGGUUCGAUGGCAUGUGUGGAAUCACUUGCCAUAAUUUCGGCACCUAUAGUAGGUGGUGCAUUGACGCAGUCUCUGGGAUGGAGGAUCAAUCUCCCUAUUGGUGGUGUAUCGCUGGUGAUCCUACUUUUGCUUUUCUCGGAUCCAAGAAGUAGGGAAGAGGAUGACCUCACAUUCGCUGAAAAGAUCAGAGAGAUCGAUCUCGUCAGCAAUUGCCUAUGCAUCCCAUCUUUAACAGCACUUUUCCUUGCCCUAUCUUGGGCUGGAACGAAAUAUCCUUGGUCAGAUGGGAAAGUGGUUGCAUUAUUCAUUAUCUUUGCUGUUCUACUCGCCGCUUUUCUCUUCAAUCAAUACCGACGCGGAGACUCGGCAGCACUCCCUUUUCGUAUUAUUAAAAACCGAAACGUCAUUGCUGGCUUCGUCUUCACGGCGUGCACUAACUCUAUGACGAACGUCUUGGAGUGGUACUUGCCAACGUACUAUCAAGUCGUUCGAUGCCAUACCCCAAGCGAGAGCGGCUACCUGAUGAUCCCCAUCCUUGUUGGAAUGAUGCUCGGUCUCUUACUCCAAGGUAUCGGCACUACGAUUUUCGGCUACUACGCUCCCUUCAUGAUCUUCGCUUCCAUGUGUAUGCCAGUUGCCGCGGGUUUGAUGACAACAUACGAUUUGCACUCGCCCCUAGCGAAAAUCAUCUUAUAUUCCGGAUUUGUAGGCUUCAGUGGAGGCAUUGGCUUCCAAGGCCCCCAGGCGGCUAUGCAGACGACAUUAAGUACCACAGACGUCAACCUUGGGAUCGGGGUCAUAUUAUUCGGACAGAGCAUCGGUCCGGCCGUGUUUAUAGCUAUUGCACAGGUGAUAUUCACGAAUAAAUUGUCGUCAAGUUUGGAAAAUGUUAUACCUGGUUUGUCACCUCCUUAUAUCGAACAACAUGGACUUGGCGAUAUUAAGAACGGGGUUCCUGCGCAGCAAUUGGAUGAGGUUUUGAGAGGUAUCGAUCGGAGCUUGACGCAUACUUGGUACCUCCCUGUGGCUUUGGCUUGCACGACGACGGUGGGGAGCCUCUUGAUUGAGUGGCGCUCGGUCAAACAGAAACAGUCGUGAAGGGAGGCACGAAACAAGAAUUCGGAUAUACAAGUUUGAAGAUAACCCUGUCUUUAGCAGUAAAUCUGGUACCCAGUCAAACGA